Molecule: messenger RNA, 537 nt
Organism: Caenorhabditis sp. 36 PRJEB53466
Lineage: Eukaryota; Metazoa; Nematoda; Chromadorea; Rhabditida; Rhabditidae
Source: the annotation of a GenBank genome assembly
AUGAUGGGCUCAAAAGCACGAGCACGACGACGUCUCGACCUGUUCCUGCCGCUUUUCGUCGCCGUUUCCCUGCUCCAUUCGUGUGCGGCAGGGGUUACCAAGAACAACAGCUGUAAAAAAGUCGGUGAGUUUGAGGUUCGCUGUGAAAAACUGGACAGAAGCAUUACACCUAACAAUAAAUAUCAGACUUCUCUGGUACCGGCGCAGAACUAUGCCGCAGCAAUACAAAAAUGUGUUAUUGUAGGCGUCGAGGAGCUGAUCGAUGAAGAAGGCUGCGAUCUGAUGAUCAUUCGGAUCAACCGGUGCAGCGGUCACUGCUUCUCCUUCACUUUCCCGAAUCCGUUGACUAAAAAGUAUUCGGUUCACGCGAAAUGCUGUCGAAUGGUCGAAUGGGAAAUGGUUAGAGUUUGCUGUGCGUUUCAAUAGGUAAACAUCCGUUUUCAGUUGGAAACCGAAUUGAAGUGCUCCGAAGGGAAUCGAAAACUGCGAAUACCGUCGGCGACGCAAUGCGAAUGCUUCGACUGUCUCGUCCAGUAG